Molecule: messenger RNA, 531 nt
Organism: Octopus bimaculoides (California two-spot octopus)
Lineage: Eukaryota; Metazoa; Mollusca; Cephalopoda; Octopoda; Octopodidae
Product: ATP-dependent DNA helicase PIF1
Biological process (GO): DNA replication
Cellular component (GO): replication fork
Source: RefSeq, a predicted model, not a curated record
AUGCUUCUAGAAAGAAGAAUGACAGGUGAAGAUGAAAUUGUGAACAUGUCCAUUGGCUCUGGUGAUCCAGAAGAUACUGCAAGGGUCCCAGUGGAGUUUCUCAACACCUUGAACCCACCUGGGAUUCUACCACACAACUUGCUGUUGAAGAAAAAUUGCAUCAUUAUGCUCAUCAGAAACCUUGACUUGAGUGGUGGUCAUUGCAAUGGAGUGAGAUACAUAGUGACAGAUGUCAAAGAUCAUCUCAUUGUUGCAAGGAAAUUGGAGGAUCCCAACUCGAUUUGUUUCAUUCCCAGAAUUGAAGUGAUAGACACACAAUCAGGUUUCCCUUGGAGAUUCAAGACACGGCAGUUUCCUGUAAGAUUGGCCUUUGCAAUGACCAUCAACAAAUUACAGGGAAAAUUUCUUGACAGGUGUAGCAUCAGUCUUCCCAAAAGUGUCUUUUCUCACGGUCAGCUUUAUGUGGGUACAAACAAAUCAGAAUCUGGGCUGAUCAAGAAUCAUUCAAAAGGUUCAACAUUCCAAGUUUGA